AUGGCAACCAAAGAGGGCAAACAGUGGUGGGAUCCAUAUGAAACAUCUCAUAGAAGACAAUUCGUCUACCGGCCAAGGUCAGCUGCAGAGAUUCUGCUGUGCCCAACGUCAACUUCAUUUAAAGACUCCUAUUCUGGACUUUUUGGUUCAACUGUGUACAACAAGGAUUUUAGCUGGAAGCCACCAUGUAAACCUGAAUGCAUUCGCACAGGAACAGCCUCGGGGCAGAGGAGAAACAACCCGCAUCCCAGUCAGUCUUUCAUGAUGUGGAAGCUGCCUAGAGAUGGCUCACGAAGCUCUGAGUACGUCGGAUUCCCUUGGAAAUGUCCCCCAUCUGAGGGGGAGAUGCAUAAGGCCUUGACAGCACAGUACAGCUCCAUCUACAGAUGUGACUACAUGGGUAUGCCUCAAGGACAUGAUCAUAUUAAUAAUGGAGAAGGAAGACUUGCACGUCGGUACAACAGGCCUGAAAUGCCACUUUCUACUGAUACAGAGAUGAGGGACAAUUAUCGCCAGCCAAAGCAAAAGCUUGAACUGCUGGGCAACUACUCUUACUAUGGCUGCACAGAUCCUAACAGGGCCUGUCGGGGUAUAGUUCCAACUGUUGUGCAGAGACACACUCAGCAGAAAAGAUCAGAUUUGACAAACUACGACAGGUUUUGUGGAAAGAGAGUCACUAAUGUCACAAAUAUGAUCAAGUCUCUGCCGCCCCAGGAGCUGCAGCAGCUACACAGAACUUUACCCAAGGAGGAAAAGGAGGCUGUAAAAUCUGCCAUGAGUAGAAAUGCUUAUCCAACCAACGGGGAUCAAGUCAAUAAGCCCCCACCAGUUGUGCUUCAUUCCUGCUCACCAGAGUGGAUAUCAAGUUGGCCAGGACCCCUCUAAAUCUUAUUGCUGAUGGUAGUAAUUUGUUUAUCGGUCUUUGUAUUUGAUGUUUUAUGUAAUCUUUUUCAUGAUAAGGACAAU
This is a messenger RNA of Anoplopoma fimbria (sablefish), 966 nucleotides long. Its product is annotated as testis-expressed protein 26-like. Lineage: Eukaryota; Metazoa; Chordata; Actinopteri; Perciformes; Anoplopomatidae. The transcript is spliced from 7 exons. Gene Ontology annotation, cellular component: cytoplasm. Bases 1 to 885 code for a protein of 294 amino acids. The record is from RefSeq and is a predicted model, not a curated record.